This is a messenger RNA of Planococcus citri (citrus mealybug), 2318 nucleotides long. RefSeq lists its product as uncharacterized. The record is from RefSeq and is a predicted model, not a curated record. The coding region runs from base 381 to 1898 and encodes 505 amino acids. Lineage: Eukaryota; Metazoa; Arthropoda; Insecta; Hemiptera; Pseudococcidae. The transcript is spliced from 2 exons. Gene Ontology annotation, molecular function: nucleic acid binding; zinc ion binding.
UCAUCGUCGGGGAAACGUUGGAGGGGACUUGUGUGUUUUAGUGUUUACCUUCGCGUUUCGAUUCGAAUAAGUCAACAUAAUACGAGAAUACGACAUAAUAUUAAAUCAAGUUCGCGUCUUGUUGGCCAAGUGAUAAGGUGAUUAUAUAGUUAUAUAGUAAUGUAAUUGAUUGCGAUAAGCGAUAAUGUUUUAGAGAAUCUGAACUCUGAAGUCUAUUUGAUUGUCCAGUGCUCUCUUGAUGCAGUAAUUUUGUUACAUGCUCACAAUAAAUUCAAGUGGCCACAAUUUCCAGACACUUGAAUAAGUAUAUUGAAACGUCGUGAGCUGUGAACAGAGGAUUUGUUGCUAUUCCUACGUAGAAUUCCUUAUCAAGUGCUGCCAUGAAGCCAUUUAAGCCAAGACACCGUAACAGGAAAGCCAAUUUCAAGGACUUGAACGAAAAUGACUUCGUUACAUUCCUCGAUAAAUAUUUCGUCGAUUUUGAGGACAAUCUGCGAGGUAAUAAUUUUGAUAAUAUGAACACACUGCUGAUUAAAAAUAUCAUCGAAAAAUUUGGCAAGAUAUUCCAACUAUGGGAUGAGAACAGAUUCCUUCAAGGUUCAAUCGACAAGAACUUUUUCGAAAAUAUUCACAAAUCGAUGCAGUAUGCUUUCAACGCUGAUGAUCAUCGUCGCAAUGAACCAGUGACUGAUUAUUCGGACAAUUUUAUGUUAGAAUGUAAUCAUUGCGGAGAGGCCUUCCCUUUGCGUAAUAAAGAUUGUCAGUAUUCGUACGAAUUACACGAAAUAUCGAAGGAACACACAGAAUUUCUGAUGAAUUUGAAUAAUAAAGAUUCCGAUGCAUCGUCUUCAUCGUGCAGUGAUUCACACAUCGAGGAAGAAACUGAUCAAACGGUAUCCCCUUAUGAGCAAUUAUUCAUUUACGCUCGCUGCAAUCUGUGCUACGAUCGGAUCACGUUCGGCGACUUGAAUUAUAAAGAAGAGGAAGCUCCAGUCGCCAAAUGCAUACUAAAACACUUCGAAACUCAAUCUCAUCGUCGUAAUGUCAAAUUGUUUCGAGAUAAUAAGCAAUAUGUCGAGGAAUGUCGUCUCAAAAGUAAUAUUUUCACGUGCAAAAUCUGCGAUGAAAAUGAGUACCUCGAUAAGUUGAUACUUCAUUUUGAUAGCGAUGAACAUAAGGCUAAUGUGGUUGAUAAUGUUGAUGUUGAUGGAUCUGAUUCGAAGGAUGAUUGCUCUUCUUCAGACGAUCAAUUUGAACCCCGAUUGCAACCGAUUCGAUGGCCUUUAUCGCCAGUUAACGUUGGAACUGAACACAUCGACGAAGGAUUAUCUUCUAAAUUGGCGAAAGUUUGCAUCGUGAAAGAAAAAUCCGAAGCUACGCGUAUUGCUCCUACUGAAAAAUCCGCUGCUGGAGGCAAAUAUAGAUCUACACCAGUCACGGACCAGAUAUCAAUUUCAACUUCAAAAAAAUACGAUGGCCUUUCGAUUUCUGAAUUUGAUAGGAGCUGUAUUAUUUUUAAAAAUGACUCGCUUCGAUGUAAAAUUUGCUCCGCUUUACUUACCCGUGAAAAACAUGUGAUUUCUCAUAUGAGAGGAAAGACCCAUUUGAAGAGGACUAAAAAUUACGAAUCGUAUGGCAGUUUCUUAAAGGAAAUUGAUGACAAAAUGCAGUGUACCACGUGUGAAUGCCAUUAUGCCACCUUCCAUAAAUUUUUUGAACAUUGUCGAUCGGAAACUCAUAAAAAGAAAGUUAAUCAACUGAAAAUGCAACCGUCUUCUGAAUUUUUCAUCGCGAGAGCUGUUGCAGAAGUCAUGCAGUGUCCUGUGACUGGAUGUUUUACUUUUGUGUCUGAUUGGAAACAGCUGUUCAAACAUGUGCAGUCAUUUCAUAAGAAAUAAUCCAGGUAAAGUAAAUCAUAAUUAUAAUUAUGUUAUUACAUAUCUAAUAUGUACCUACUUACUUAUACAUUUUAUUGGUGAAUGGGCAGCUCUCUUUUUUAUUACUCGUAUUUUCGUAUUUCAUCCGUUUUAUAUUUUUUUUAGUAAUUAAUUUGAUUAUUUUCUCGUUAUUUUAUACUUUUAUAUUUUUAUUUGUAACCAAUUGACCUCAACCUGAGAAAAGAACGAUUUUACAACAAAAAAAUAAUUUGAUUGUUUGUCCGUAAAGAAAAAAAAUGUUUUUUGAAACAAUGCUCUUAGAUCGUUUUACUGAAAAAAUUUAGGUAGACUACCGUUAUUUUAUUCAUUUAAACUAUAGAACCUUUUUGUAUGUCUAUUAUUGUGUGAAUUCGUUUUAUUAAAAUUGAUUUCUGAAUUUUA